Molecule: messenger RNA, 1686 nt
Organism: Diaporthe citri
Lineage: Eukaryota; Fungi; Ascomycota; Sordariomycetes; Diaporthales; Diaporthaceae
Exons: 1
Coding region: 1-1686 (561 amino acids)
Molecular function (GO): protein binding
Source: RefSeq, a predicted model, not a curated record
AUGGCCGACGUCCCGGACGAUGUCCUCCGCCAUAUCUUCUCAUUCCUCCCGCAGGAAACGCUUGUUCAAUGCCGCUUCCUCGGCCGAGAGGUCGAACCCCUGGCAAGGGCGCUCGCUUUCCGAUCUGUGCGUCUCGAGCGCGGCUGCGAUGUCGACCCGUUCCUAAACGUCGCCAGGUCCGAGAGGCUGAGACCUUUCGUACGAGAGCUCACAUUGGACUUUUCGCAAGGAAAACUUCCAACAAGCGAUGCGGCCGAAUAUGGCGCCCGGCUCAAGCAACACCGACGGACACUCAUGGCGCUUCCGCUCGUGAGGCAUUUCAGCGGGCUGAGAACGUUGAACUUGAGGUACGGCCGGUGCACAAAGGGCCAUGAUGGAUAUUCAGGGCUCGGGAGGGUUGAUGAUGCUGGAGUGGUGAGAGACCGACGCUUUCUCCCGAUUCUGUUCACAACCAUAUACACGGAGACUGUGCUGCGAUGUAUCUCUGGGUCCUGGACAAAGGAGGCCCAAGGUCUAUGGGAGCGUCGCUGGCACAGAUGGUCGGAGCCCAGGGCGGAGGCUCUGGCAAAUCUCUCGUUGGCCACCAGCCUCCAAGGUGAGCCGGAGUUCUUCGACACAGUGCAAAGCUUUCCUAAGAAGGCUAUCAAUCUCACGACCUUGACGAUAUCUAACCUCUCGGAAAAAGACUCUGAGUACUUGAUGUCUUCUGCUGCGAUGACGCGUUUCCUUGAAACCCAAUCAUUGUCAAAACUGCAGCUUUUAACCAAUUCCGUGAAGUACGACGGCGAAUCCAUGGUUCCUUUCACAAUACACAACAGAUACGGCUUCUUCGAGAAUUUGCCUUCGACCUGGCUGUCACCUCCGAUUGCCGACCGCUUGCGCACGCUAUCUCUGUUCGCCAAUGACUACUGGGGCUGGAGUCCCAAGAUGGACUUCAGAGUGCUGAGCAAGGGGAUUUCUGGCGCCGGAGGAUUUUCCAACCUCAGGACGCUGGCCCUUGGGACAUUCGUCUUCAGCCACCAGUGGCAAGUCGACUGGGUAGCACAGCUUGGCUCAGACAAUGGCAGAGGUGGCCUCGAGGAACUCUACCUGGAUAAUUGCCCGAUAAUGUGGCGCGCGCGCGUCUUUGGUCCAGUAGACGGCGAAGGGUUCCCGCACAAAGAGGCCAUCGCGGCGGAGGAUGGAAGCCCUCCCUCUAUCAACGGGGAUCCCGUUACUGUCGACGUUGACCUCCGAUGGAGCACUGUCCUGCAACAAUGGCGCCAAGAGAUGCCGUCUUUGAAAGUCUUCAAAAUGGGCAACGGUGACUGGCUCGGAGAGCUCAGCACGGAUGUGGCAAUGGCGCAGACGGCGUCUCGCACUCGGGUGGUCGACGGCGCGUAUAUGCUGGCGAAGCACCGGAAUGAGGAUACCAUGCACCUAAACUAUGACAAGGUUUCUAUAGACGACCUCCAUAAACACGGCCAGGACAUCAUCAAAGACGGGGUUGGUAUGAGUCAGAGGCGAGAAUGUGUGCUCCAGUAUGUCCACUUCCAGGCAGCCCUGGGGUCUUCCCCUUGGGUCGAGCGGGACUUCAAGGACGCCCUUGUCAACGACUUUGAGGAUGGAUAUCAGCGCUGCGAGGAGGCCCGACGCAAGGACGAAGAUGCGCUCUACGCGCUCCGUGCCUCCAUAGGCGCCCGAUAG